AUGCGUUUUCUCUGCUUGCAUGGGUUUGGUACCAAUAACCAGAUCUUCAAGAUGCAAACAACGGCCUUGCGUUAUGAGUUGACCAACCACGAUGAGCACUCCUUUGAAUUUGUCCAGGGUGUAUUUCCCGUAUCGAAACCGGCAGAAUUGGGAUCCCUCUCGGAUUUCGAAGAGGGCCAUUUCGGAUAUUAUGAUCCAGAAUCACCGUCGAGCGCGCUUGCGGCACUGGACCAGCUUGACGCGUUCAUUAGAUCACACGGACCUUUCGAUGGUGUGAUUGGCUUCUCGCAUGGUGCGCAAUUGGCUGCAUCGUAUAUCGUCCACAAGAAGCUCGAAGGUUUAGCAAGCGUAUCGCCUUUCAAAUGUGCCAUCUUGUUUUCGCCACUGGGGGUCUAUGACUCAAAGGAAUGGCUCGCCAGCGGCCUGGUUCAGAAGCUGGAUAUCAAGGACAACGGUUGUGCGAUUGACAUUCCCACUCUCCUUGUAUGGGGAAUCACAGAUCCAUGGAAAGAAGAAGCGCAUGGUGUCAGCCUGUUGUGCAACCCACAGACAACGUACACCUUCGUGCAUUCCGGGGGUCACGAAAUCCCGGGUAUAGGAUUAAACGAAGCACUUGGACCCGUCACUAAGCUUGCAAAGCGAUGCAUCAUUAGUGCUUGCACAGAGGCUGUGUAGUUGUAUGACAUCAAGACUC
Messenger RNA from Paraphaeosphaeria sporulosa, 694 nucleotides. RefSeq names its product DUF341 domain protein. The transcript has 4 exons. NCBI's taxonomy places the organism in Eukaryota, Fungi, Ascomycota, Dothideomycetes, Pleosporales, Didymosphaeriaceae. The record is from RefSeq and is a predicted model, not a curated record. Gene Ontology annotation, cellular component: nucleus; cytoplasm. The coding region runs from base 1 to 675 and encodes 224 amino acids.